Messenger RNA from Bactrocera tryoni, 1390 nucleotides. RefSeq lists its product as uncharacterized. The record is from RefSeq and is a predicted model, not a curated record. The transcript is spliced from 2 exons. Bases 278 to 946 code for a protein of 222 amino acids. Lineage: Eukaryota; Metazoa; Arthropoda; Insecta; Diptera; Tephritidae.
UUUUGUGAAAUGAUGGAAAAUACAUAUAACUGUGGUGCAGUCCAAUAAAGGAAAAGACAUAUUAAACGUCGACGGCUGCUUCUUCUAUUUGGAACGAAAAAAUAAGAAACCAUUUAACUGGGCUUGUUCUGAACGAAUUAAAAACAAAUGUACCGUGCGUAUUGUCACACAAUUUGAUGGCUGUGAAUAUGUUAUACGAAAAAAAAGAAAUGAACAUUCUCAUGAUCCAUGUGCGCAUAAAAAAUCGGUAGCAGAAACAAAUAAUCUGGUUAAAAAUAUGGCUCGCUCCAGUUUUCUGCAGCCUAGCCAAAUAAUUCAGCGUUCGGUAUCUAUGACAGAAAAACAUAUUAGAGAUUAUCUGCCAUCAAGAAAUGCCCCUAAGUUAAAAAUUAGAAGACAACGGAACAGUUUGAAAUGUUUUAAAGACCCAACUUGUGUUGAAGAAAUAGACAUUCCUUUAUCACUUUAUGUUUUGGAAGGUCAACUAUUUAUUUUAAGUGAGAAAGUUAUUGAUGGCGAAUGCAUUCUUAUAUUUGGAACAAAAUCUUCGCUGCAGUCGUUAAAUGAGAGCGACUGCUGGAUUAUGGACGGUACAUUUGACGUUGUUCCAGCGAUGAUAAGGCAGCUAUUUUCCAUACACGGAAGAGUAGAAGGGCAAAUUGUUCCGCUGGUAUUCUGUCUUAUGACCAAAAAAUCGAAGUCAAUGUAUAUUUCUUUUUUUGUUGAGUUGGAGAACUUCGCAUUGAACUAUGGUAUCCAACUGAAUCCGACGCGUAUAAUUAGUGAUUUCGAAAUGGCUAUUAUUUCUGCAGCAAGGGAGUGUUUCCCAUUUGCACGGCAGAGUGGUUGCCUCUUCCCCUUCGGGAAAAUUAUUUGGCGAAAAGUUCAAAAAGAAGGACAAAUAUGGCAGCAGCGAGCAGUUUUCAAUCCAAGUACGAAUGCUUAAAAGCUUAGCACUGGUUCCUCAUAGCGAAAUCUCAGAGUAUUACACAAGUUUGCGUAAUUCAUUUGACGACAGCGAUUUGCAAAAACUUUCAAAAUGGUUUGAAAAAAAUUAUGUGUUUGGUGAAAAGUCACAGCCUAAAUAUUUAACACAAUUUUGGUCCGUGUUCGAUGACCCUAGAUCGAAAGUUUUUCCAAGAACGCAAAACAAUCGCCGCCUUAAAGUCAUACUUGGAAAAAGUCGUGCGACGCUGUACAAAUUGAUAUCUGACUCACAAAGGGAGCUUAUUUAUGCUGAAACACAAGUACAAAAAUUAAAAAACGGCGAAAAAAUAAAAGUAAACAGAACAUUUAUGGAAAAAACCAACAAAUUACAAGAGUAAUGAAAAAAAGAUUAGAUUUAAGUCACUUAGCGUAUUUAAAGCGUAUUGCUUCAAACAUGACAUUA